AUGUCUCCUCUUGGUAAGGCAAUCGUGAAUAAAAUAUGUGCAGGUCAGGUCGUGGUAACACUGGCUUCUGCUAUCAAAGAAUUGCUGGAAAAUAGCAUCGAUGCGGAAGCAACAAAAAUAGAUAUCCGUCUCAAGGAUUAUAGUUGCGAAUCUAUUGAGGUGGUGGAUAAUGGUCUUGGGAUCGAAGAAGCUCAAUUUGAAAGGAUAACACUGCACUUCAAAACUGCGCUCAUUUGA
Messenger RNA from Fasciola hepatica (liver fluke), 237 nucleotides. NCBI's taxonomy places the organism in Eukaryota, Metazoa, Platyhelminthes, Trematoda, Plagiorchiida, Fasciolidae. The record is from the annotation of a GenBank genome assembly.